Molecule: messenger RNA, 19020 nt
Organism: Syngnathus typhle (broad-nosed pipefish)
Lineage: Eukaryota; Metazoa; Chordata; Actinopteri; Syngnathiformes; Syngnathidae
Product: histone-lysine N-methyltransferase 2C-like
Exons: 74
Coding region: 145-18591 (6148 amino acids)
Biological process (GO): positive regulation of transcription by RNA polymerase II
Cellular component (GO): MLL3/4 complex; nucleus
Molecular function (GO): transcription coactivator activity; histone binding; histone H3K4 methyltransferase activity
Source: RefSeq, a predicted model, not a curated record
AAUUGGCAAUGCGACCGCAAUUUGCUUUGAUUACCGCGCCAAAUAAAUGUGUACUGGCGCUUGGUCAAGUUGUGUGUCAACACAUCGCUUGAGCUUGCCAGCAAGCUGGAGAGGAAAAGAAGCCGGAGACUUGCAUCCAAUCCAAUGCCCUCAGAGGACAGAAGAGCGCCACCUCCUGUCACCCGGGCUGGACGCAAAGCUGCCGAGUCGGCGAAGCGGCCUCGCGGGCGACCUCGCAAAGAUGCUGUAGGCGGCCGCGCUGUACCUCCACCUGCCUCGCCUCCUCCUACAAAAUCAAGGAAGAAGGGGAGGAGUCGAGGCCAAGCCCAAGUGGAGGAUGAAGAAGGCGUGGACACGACUGAGAAAAGGCAGAUGGCAGAGGUGACAACUGGACGCCGUGGCUCCGCCUCCAGGAGAAGAUCCAACACUGAACCCAUCCUGGCUGUCCCAGAAGCUCCUCCAUGCGAACCCCCUCUUCCUUUGGCCCCGCCCCUGACGUCGAUUACUGAAGAGGAGCCGUCUCAAAACGGCGCCAUUGCCCCACCCCCUCCUCCGGACAGCCCCGGCGAUGAGAUGAGCCGAGCUAGUCUGGCCUCCAGCCCCGCGCCGUCAUCCCCCCUGCGCCUGGAGGACGACGACGCCCCGUCGCCGCUCUUACGACGUUCCGUGUCAGAAGAUUCUGGCUCGCCCACGCCCAGCCUCGGACACACCGAAAAACGCCUGCAGCAGUGUGCCUUCUGUUACCGCGGCGAGCACCCCCCUCUGGGCCAAGGCCCGCUGGUGGUGUUCGGUCCUACGCCGGGCUACAUCCCACUUCACGUCCUCAGCCGCCGAACCUCCCCGGACCGCGACGGCGAUUGUCACGAUCACUGCUACCCACGCGGCCAGGCCGUGCACACGAACAGCAGCAGUCCAGCACAGUGUGACGACGAGUCCUCCUCGCAGUUGCUGGAGCAGCUCGGAGCCGUGGGCCUUCCGCACGACAUUGACGUCCAGUCGUUGUUUGACCCCACAGGUCAAUGCUGCGCUCACCUUCAGUGCGCCGCCUGGUCUGAGGGGGUGUGUCGCGGCGAGGGCCAGGCGCUGCUCUACGUGGACAAAGCCAUCGACUCAGGAAGCUCGCAGGUGUGCGCCUUCUGCGGCGGGCUCGGCGCGUCGCUGCGUUGCCGAGAGACGGGCUGCGGGCAGAGCUACCACUUCCCGUGCGCUGCCGCCGCGGGAGCUCAUCAGGACUGGGAGCAGAGACGCACGCUGUGCACGAGACACACACACGCAGAGUCUCGGUCGUGCGUGGUGUGUUCCCGCGGCGGUGACGCCGGCGCUCUCUUGAUGUGCUGUUGCUGCGGCAACCAGUACCACGCCAAAUGCUUGGCCCCACCCCUGAAUCCCUCCUCACUUAUCCGGGCCGGAUGGCAAUGCGCUCCGUGUCGAGCGUGUCAACGAUGCAGGCUACGGGAGGAGACGUCUGUGUUGCUGGUGUGUGCUCGUUGCGAUAAAGCUUACCAUCCACACUGUCUGACUCUUCCACUGGAUCACACGCCUGACAGCAAAUGGACCUGUCAGAAUUGUCGAGUGUGUCGCCGCUGCGGCGUGAGGUCUUCAGGGCGCUGGGCCAAUCAUCCCUUCCUGUGCGUGUCAUGUGACCCAGCUUUGCCUUGUGGCGUGUGUGGCCACACCCCUGACGUUUCCUCACUGCAAGACUGCGUGACCUGCGUCCACUGCUACAGGUGUGUUCACACCCAGUGUGUUUCCGUCGAGACGGGCGUCGGCGCCACAAAGUGUGACCGUGACAGUUACGUUUGCUCUGCGUGUCAGAGGGCGGAGCCAGCAGCACUCCCAAUAAUCUCACCCAGUCCAGAUGUUCAAAGUCCCACUAUUCCUACGAGUACUCCUGCUCACAGCCCAGUCCAGUUCUCUAGCUCUACGCAGGCUCAGACUCCAACUGACGAAAACCCAGUACCUUCUCCAUCCGAUGCCACGGAACCUCCAUCUCCUUCGAGCCCCACAGAGCAAAGACUGUGUCUCGUCUUGUCUCCGUCCGACCCAGCGGAGCUCCAGCAAAGUCCAACGUCAUCUCCUAGCUCCAACGAGCAGAGACUUAGUCUAGUCCUGUCUCCCUCCGACCCAUCGGAGCUCCAGCAAAGUCCAGCGUCUUCACCGUCUAGCCCCACGGAGUUACAAGAAAGUCCGCAGUCAUCUCCCUCUCAUGCUGCAAAGCCAGAGCAAAAAAGUCCAGAACACACUUACCCCACAGAACUUCGUCUAGUACUGUCUCCCUCUGACCCUGCAGAGUUUCAGCAAAGUCCUGGAUCCUCCUCUUCAUCAUCAUCUUCUAAGCCCAAAGAGCUUAGACUGAGUCCAACACAAUCUCCAUACAACCCUACAGAUCUCCACCCGAGUCCAGAACAGUCUCCCUUGAACGCUACAGUUCAGAGACAAAGUCCACCGGCAUCACCUGCAAACCUCUCAGUGUUGCCAGAGUAUCCAACGCCAUCUUCCUGUUCAGAGCUUCGCCAGAGUCCUUCUUUCAGUAGUGAGACGCGGACAAGUUUAGAUCAACAUAGUCCACCACAAUCUCCAUCUGAGGGCAUGGCUCUCCAACCUUUGAAUUGUCAUCAAGCAGAGCUCCAGCUGAGUCCUGUUCUCUCCCUUUCCGACACGACAGAGUUCCCGAAAAGUCAAGUCCCAUCUCCUUCAAACGUCACAGAUCCCCAGCAAAGUCCAAUGCCUUCUCCUUCUAACACAACAACUCUCUUUCUAAGUCCUACACCAUCUCCAUCUAUGGUCGCAGAGCUCCAUUCAAGUCCAGGCCCAUCUUCAUCUGAGCCCACAGAGUUCCAGAAAGGUUCAGUCCCAUCUCUGUCUAAUAACACUGAGCUAGAGCAGAAACUGCUCCCAUGCCCUAAAGUCACAGAGUCCCCCCAAAGUCCAACACCUUCCCCUUCUAAUGUCACAGAGCUCCAUCUAAAACCAGUCCCAUCUCCAUUGAAGUUGACGGACAUGCAGCAAAGCUCAGUCCCAUCUCCUUCUGACCUAAAGGUUCGCCAAUUAAGUGCAGUCCAACCUCUGUCUGAUGACACAGAGCUUCAGCAAAAUGCACUCCAAGCUCCAAACAUCACAGAGUUCCAACAAAGUGCAACGCCAUCUCCUUCUAGUGUCACAGAGCUCCAUCUAAUCCCUGUCUCAUCUACAUUGGAGCCCACCAAGGUCCCACAAAGUCCAGUAGCAUCUCCUUACACAAAGGACCUCCAUCUAAGCCCAGAACGACAUCCUUCCAAUGUCACAGCUUUCCCUCCAAGUCCAGUACCCUUUCCUAACAUCACAGAGAUCCAGCACUGUCCAACAUCACCACCUCUUAAAACCACUGAACCUUCACCGCUAUCUCCUUCUAACACAACAGCUCUCCAUUUGAAUCUAGUCUCAUCCCUGAAUUCUACAGAGCUCCAGCAAAGUCCAGUCCUUUCCCCUUCUAACGUCAACGACAUCCUGUGUAGUCAAGUCUCGUCUCCUACUCACAUUGCAGAGGUCCAGCAAUGUCCAACACCGUCUCCUUCUAAAAUAAGUGAACUUGGGCUAAGUCCAGUGCCCUCUUCAUCGAAGCCCACAGAGUUCCAGCAAAAUCCACUCACUUCUCCUACCAAUGUCCUGCAGCCCCACCAAAGGCCAGGCUCACCUCCUUCAAACAUUACAGAGGUCCAGCAAAAUCCAACACCAUGUCUUUCCAACAUCACAGAAAUCCCACAUAGCCCAUCACCAUCGCCUUCUAACAUCCAAAACCUCCAACAAAGUCCAAAACCAACGCUUUCCAAUGUCACCAUGAGCCAUCAGAACCCCUUACCAACUGCUUCCAACGUCCCCAACAUAUCUUCUGAUGUCACAGAGCUCCAUCGAAGUUCAGCAUCAUCUCCUUGCACCCCAGAGCUCCAUCAAAAUCCAGCAACAUCCCCUAAUAUCACUGCGCUUGAUCAAAGUUCACCAACCUCUCCUUACGCCCCAGAGCUCCAUCAAAAUCCAGCAACAUCUCCUAACAUCACUGCGCUUGAUCAAAGUUCACCAACCUCUCCUUACGCCCCAGAGCUCCGUCGAAAUCCAGCAACAUCUCCUAACAUCACUGCGCUUGAUCAAAGUUCACCAACCUCUCCUUACGCCCCAGAGCUCCAUCAAAAUCCAGCAUCUCCUAUUAUCACUGAGCUUAAUCAAAGUUCAACAGCAUCUCCUUACGCACCGGAGCUCCACCAAAAUCCAGCAACAUCUCCUAACGUCACUGAGCUUCAUCAAAGUACGGCAGCAUCUCCUUGCGCACCAGAGCUCCAUCAAAAUCCAGCAACAUCUCCUAACAUCACUGAGCUUCAUCAAAGUACGACAGCAUCUCCUUGCACACCAGAGCUCCACCAAAAUCCAGCAACAUCUCCUAACGUCACUGAGCUUCAUCAAAGUACAACAGCAUCUCCUUGCGCACCAGAGCUCCAUCAAAAUCCAGCAACAUCUCCUAACAUCACUGAGCUUCAUCAAAGUACUACAGCAUUUCCUUGCGCACCAGAGCUCCAUCAAAAUCCAGCAACAUCUCCUAACAUCACUGAGCUUCAUCAAAGUACAGCAUCUCCUUGCGCACCAGAGCUCCAUCAAAAUCCAGGAACAUCUCCUAACAUCACUGAGCUUCAUCAAAGUUCAACAGCAUCUCCUUACGCACCAGAGCUCCAUCAAAAUCCAGCAACAUCUAACAUCACUGAGAUUGAUCAAAGUUCAGCAACCUCACCUUACUCCCCAGAGCUCCAUCAAACUCCAGCAACCUCUCCUAACAUCACCGAGCUUCAUCAAAGUUCAACAGCAUCUCCUUACACCCCAGAGCUCCAUCAAAAUCCAGCAACAUCUAACGUCACUGAGCUUCGUCAAAGUUUAGUGACAUCCCCUUCUCAUGGCACACGGCUCUGUCAAAGUCCAGUCCCACCUCCUUCUGUCACAGUGUGCCCAUCUAUAUCAAAAUCCACAGUGCUCCAUCAUAGUCCAGUCCCAUCUCCUUCUAAUGCCACAAUCACAAGACCAAGUCCAGUAUCUUCUCCAGCAAUCCCCACAGAGCUCCAGCCAAGUCCAUUACCAUCUCCCUCAUCAGAGCUCCAUGAUAAUCCAGUGUUGUUGGCUUCAGAAGCCGCCGAGCAAAUCCACAAAUUCGAAGAACCCCAAAAUAUCCAAGAACCUGUACUGCAACCUCCCCCGCCGUCUCCAGUAGAGCUUGUGAGCGGCCACCCGUCCUCCUUUGAGAGCGCAGAGCUCCACAAAUGUCCUGCUGCGCCCCAGCUUUGUCCAAUUCAAGUCCAAGGCCCACAAGUCAAUCACGUUCCUUGGGAGCGUAAAGAAAGGCAUAGCAGGUCCCCAAUAGCUAACCUUUGCUCCACACCUCCCCCGUUGCCUUCGGUUCCUUUGAACGUGGAGCGAAACGCUACACGUUUGACCUCCACGCCACUUCAACUUAGUCCCCCAUCCAGCCUUUCCAUAGAUUCGAGCAGGGAGAAGCUUGCAAAAAGUCCGGUGUGGUGUAGUGUUCUGUCCGAGCGAAGCCCGUGCAGGUUGGACGAUGCAGAUGUAGCAAAGCCAGCGAGAGAAGCCCCUGAACUGGAACGGGACCUGUCACGGGACAGUAAUUCCCCUGCAUGUCUCGAAUCUGUUGUCUGUAACACUGCCGCUGACGGGCCCGCACCCUCGACACUUUCCACUCCGCAGAGUGAGCCGUCGAGCCCCCUUGGACACCUGCCGUCGCCCGCACCAGCAAGCCUUGUCCACCAAAACGUUUCGGUGGACCUUGGCAGCCUCCCUCUUGUCCUUUCUGAGACUGGUACCGUGGAGGAUGUUCUUGGUGACCAAAGCGAUUCUCCCGACUCCCGACAUCGGACUGGAUCCAGUGGUGCUAGUCCUGCCGGCUCAUUUCAGGCACCGUGCAAAUUGAUGACAGACACCGCCUCUGUUGAACAUUCACCAGUCAGGACCUGUCCUUCGGAUCAACCGGGUAGCCCUGUAAUGCCAACAGGAAGCUCUUGCCAGCCAGCCGCCAGCGCCUUGUCAUUGGACGCUUCAGUGGGUGAGCGCCAUGCGGCCGGCUGUGCGCCUGAUCCGAACCCCCCUCGGCUCCCACUGUCUGGCGGAUCCAGUCCCCUGCCCGUCCCGAAGUGCAGAAAUGCCUUCGAGACAAAGCCUUCCCAUUCCACCGGAGCUCGUCCUACGUACUGCAGACCUGUUGAUGCCAGCUCUGAUAGUCAAGGUCUGAUCACACUUGUCAUGGAGUCCAGCGUCUUCUCCAGCAACCAAAGUUCACAUUCUAGCAGUAGCUCGACUCCACCGGAGGCUGCCGAAACGUGUCCCAGGAGCCCCACAGGGAGCACAGAUUCCAGCCCCCAAGUGGACACACAGGCUACUUCCCCAGAGGAGAAUCCACUUCAGCUUGAUUCCGGUCCAGGCGUGACUUUGGAACCUGCACGGAAGACCAAAUCUCCAAGUUACCAACCCGGUGGUCCUGCCGCGAGCCACGCUAGUCCGACUUUCCCGAGACAGUUUCCAGCACCAUUAGGCCCCUCGAGCGACAGAGCAGCCGGCAGUUCCACUCAGGCACAUGGCGAUUUGCUCGAAACUGGAUGCGCUCGUGAAACCCAAGCGAGAGAGGCCGACUGGAGUCAGCUUUUUCGUCAUGCAGAGAGCAUAGAAAGUCCUGAACAGCCAGAGACUGGUACGGGUUCAGCUCUUCAUACUCGCCUUCAGUCAGAAACUGGCCCAAGUGAUGCCGGUUCCGCUUCUGCCGUCUCGUCUGAGGCGGAGUCCACCUCCAUCACCACGGACCAGGAACCACCUCUCCACUUGCACCAGUACCUUCCUGACACGUCAGAAGGAGUACCGGACCAGGCGGAAAAUAAGCAGCACAUGCUAGAGGAGGAAAAUGCGAAGCAGAUGCAGGAGGAGAAUAGGGAGCAGCAGCAGCAGGAGGAAAAUUUAUUGCAGAACCAGGAGCAGCCCAGGACUUUAAGAUGCCUCCCGUCAGGUACGGAGCAGGCAGUUAGUUCAAAUAACCUCCAGAAGGAAGCUGACGAUGUCUCCCUAGGAGUCCAUCCAUCAAGCGGUGAGCCCGCUGCAGCCUCCCCCUUCUUCUCCACUCCUCCCUCACCGUCGUCGCCCUCACCUAGCGCUUCCCCUCCGCCGUGGCCAGACAUCUCCUCAGCGGCGUCCCCUCCCCCCAGCGCGGAGCCCGACUGUUCCUCGGAAUGGCCACGAGAAGACUUCCGGGAGAUGCUCGAAUCCACCAACGAUGCUGCCUCAUCCCGGGCCGGCUCAUCAGAGAGGGACGACGCGGUCGCAAUGAAACCAAGACGGGAGGAGAGCGACAGCGGCGGGGAGGCAGUGGGCGGGGCAGACCCUUCUUUCGACUCGGAGGUGAUGACGCUGAUGAGCUCGUUGUCUCCGAGCGCCUCCCUCAGCCCUCGCCCUCUCCACAUGCGGAGUCUAAGGCCUCCUCCUCGCUCGCUGCCUCCAACGGACGAACUGUCCAUCCGACUCAGGCAGUCUCCGUUCUCCACGGAGGCCUCCCCUGAGACCUCGCCCAACAGGGUCCCGCUCACCCCGCCGCCCCUCUCCCCUCCUUCGCCCAGCGUCAGUCCACCGUCCAGGGAGUUGCCGCCCCUCUGCAAGACCUCACCGUCGGCGUCCGCGGUCAUCCCGCUCACCCGUAAGAUCAGCAUGGGCAAGCCCGCCAUUUCCAAGAGGAAGUUCUCCCCGGGCAGGUCCUGCGUGCGGCAGGGUUCGUGGUGGAGUAACACGAGGCCGGUGAGCCCCCACUCAUCCUCCCAGGACUCUGUGGGCGAGGGAGGCCAGGACAGCCCCAAGUCCCGCCAAGCGGACUCGCCGCUCUGGAGCAUGAGAGUGGGUCGUGGCUCAGGCUUUCCUGGAAGGAGGAGGUCUAGAGGAGGAGGAGGUGCGGGAGGAGGACGGGGGGGACGAGGAAGAGCUCGGCUCAAGACGCAGGACUUUGUGUCUGUGUCGCCUGCGUACGGCUUUGUGGAGUCGGUCCCGCCCAAGGAAGAGGAGGAGGAGAACUCCAUGCACAACACUGUGGUCAUGUUCUCUACCUCGGACAUCUUCACGCUCCAACAGGACAUGUGCGUGGUGUGCGGCAGCUUCGGGCGCGGCGCGGAAGGUCGCCUGCUGGCGUGUUCCCAGUGCGGCCAGUGCUACCACCCGUACUGCGUCAAUGUCAAGGUCACUCGGGUCAUCCUGACCAAGGGCUGGCGCUGUCUGGAGUGCACGGUGUGCGAGGCCUGCGGCGAGGCCACCGACCCCGGCCGGCUCUUGCUGUGCGACGACUGCGACAUCAGCUACCACACGUACUGCCUGGACCCGCCCUUACACACCGUGCCCAAGGGGGCCUGGAAAUGUAAAUGGUGUGUUUGGUGUGUCCAGUGUGGUUCGGCCUCACCCGGGCCGCACUGCGAUUGGCAGAGCAAUUACAGCCACUGCGGCCCGUGCGCCAGUCUCACCUGCUGCCCCCUCUGCCAGAGAGCCUACGCUCACGACGACCUCAUUCUGCAGUGUCAGCAGUGUGACCGGUGGGUACAUGCCGUUUGUGAGGGUCUGGCCACCGAAGACGAGGCGGAGGACACCGCCGACGAAGGUUUCGACUGUUCGCUGUGUCGAACGCACAGUCGCGUCCCGUUGGGGAGGCCCGAUAAUUUGGACAUGGCUCAGAUCCUCUCCAGGAGCCGCGAAGCAGACACCAAGACGUACAGUCAGGAUGGCGUAUGUCUGACCGAGUUGGGCCUCUCUCAGCUGCAGUCGCUGGUGGAACCUUUGACCUCAGCUCGCAGGUACCGCAGGUACAAACCCAAACUGAAGCUGAGGAUCAUUAACCAGAACAGCGUGUCCGUCCUGCAGACUCCACCCCACCCAGACGCAGGUCACCUGGAGUGUGACCUCAAGUCGGACUCCAGCCCUGAGAGAGAGCUCGCCCUCGAUGAUGAUGUCAGCAAAGACGUGGCCAAGAGGAAGAGGAAGCCAUACAGGCCAGGCAUCGGCGGCUUCAUGGUGCGGCAGCGCGGCGGGAAGGCGGGAGGCGCUGCUGUUAAAGGCGGCGGCGAGCAACCUUCCGGCCAGACGCCGCAGGCAGACGAAGACGGAGCCGAACGCACCGCAGACAAGGCGAAGAAGAGAUAUAGAAAGAAGAAGACCAAGCUGGAGGAGGCCUUCCCGUCUUAUCUACAGGAAGCCUUCUUCGGUCGGGAUCUUCUGUAUCGUAUCCGUCAAGUGGACCAGAGGAUGCUCUCGGAGGCGGCGAGGAUCAGCCAGUCAGGAGCGGUUGACACCCCCUCUGGAAAGCUGAUCAAGGCAAAGCAGGAAAGACUCUCAGGCCCGGACAUCGGCUCCGUGAUCCACGACCCCUUGCUGACCUCUGAGCCGACAGGAAGCGGCGGGCGAGGUCAGAAAGCAUUGCACGAAGAACCUCUGGACGCCAUCCUAAACCCCGAGCUGGACAAGAUGGUGACGGACGGUGCCCUCCUCAGCAAACUGCACAAGAUUCCAGAGCUGGAAGGGAAAGACGUGGAAGACCUUUUCAUUGCCGUGCUCAGCCCAGACAGCAGCCAGCAACACAACCAAUACACGCACACGGCAGGCUCCGGCGCUUUUCCUCGUCUGGCUCUGCUGAACGGCCUGGCGGGCCACGCUGCCAAGUCGGACAACGUGCCGGGGGUUCCGGUCUGCGGCGGCACCCCUUGCCCGCUACAGGCUAAUCAGGCGGCGGCAGAGGGCGAGCACGACGCCAUGUCGACGGCUCAGAGGAGUAUGAUGAAGUGGGAGAAGGAGGAGGCUCUCGGGGAGCAGGCCACUGUCGCGCCCGUGCUCUAUUGUAACACCAACUUCCCCCAGCUGAGGGAGCACUACCCUGAGUGGUCAACGAGAGUCAAGCAGAUCGCCAAGCUGUGGAGGAAGGCUAGCUCGCAGGACAGAGCGCCGUAUGUGCAACGGGCACGGGACAACCGGGCGGCUCAACGCAUCCACAAGGUCCACAUGUGCAGCGAGCCUCCGAAGCGCACGCAUCCAUGUCCACCGCCGCCCCAGGUGCCCUAUGACACCGGCUGCCCGGACGCCGCCGACUCGGCUCUCCGGGAUCCGUUCAGGCCCAGAGAGUCAGAGCAGGAGCAGGAGUGGAGGUUGAGACAGGGAGAGGUAAAAGACAGAUGGCGAGCCGGUAAGAAGAGGCAGGAAAAUACAGAUAAAGAUUGUCCCUUCCAGGCAUCUGUAGCAGGAGGUGGCAAAGAGGCUCUGCAAAUGCGGCAGAAGAGCAAACAAAUGGCCAAGAUAGAAGCCAGUCAAAAGCUGGAGCAGGUAAAGAGCGAGCAGCAGCAGCUGCUGCUGCAGCAGCAGCAGCUGCUGCUGCAGCAGCAGCGGCAGCUCUUGGCCAAUCAGCGGCCGGACGCCUCGCCGGACGCACGCCCACGUCACCACCUCCUCCAAGGCUCGUCGCUGGCUGAUGACGUCUUUCUCAGACCGCAAGCGCCACCCCCUUCCGGAUGCGCGUCACUUCCGCACUCCCCCCGCUCCCCUCACUCCUCCUCCUCCCCCCUCCAGCAGCUCCCCAACUCCCCUCAGAUGUUUUCCCCUCCAUCGUCCCGUCCGGCCUCUCCCUGGGACCCUUACAGCAAGCCGGUGGGGACCCCUCGGCCCACCUCCGUUCAGCACUGCCCCCCCCUCAGCAUCUCCCCUGCUCGCGACACCUCAGGGUCUCCAGCGCCAUCACCCGAUUUCAAAGCCUCCGAUGCUUCCCGCGCACUUGCCCUCCAGACUGGUCCGCAGCACAGCAAAGCAGCUAUGAAGAGCCCCCCCUCGGCCUCACAGGUGUACCACAGGUCUCUGGUCCAAGGGGGCACCUUUAAAGCCCCCAUGGCCCCCCAAAACCAGCUGCAGCAGGACUCUUUUUGUGUCACGGCGCCGGGAGCCAGGAGGGAGCCAUCUAGACCGGCAGACCUCGGCCUCCCGCAGUCUCAGGACCCCGCCUUUCAUUCAGGGAUGGGCUCCCCUCGGCGUGGCCCAUACGCCCCUGCGCCAGGCACCCCCAGGUUGGACUGUAACCUCCCAAUGGCCCAGUCCUUGGUCCAGCAGUCGGCUUUGCCCGAGGCCUACACCAACCCUUCGAGCUCGUAUCUCACGAACGCGCUGCCCGCGCUACGCCCCGACCACUUGAAGAUGGCGAGCGCCUCGCCUUCCCACCACGUGUCGGAACCCCAUCCCCCCCUUCCCGUGCACUUCACUCGAUCGCCGGGUGGCACCGUGACCUCCGACCCCUACGCCAAAGCUCCUGGGACGCCGCGCCCCUCGCCGGACCAUUAUGCCCAGCGACCCUCCUCCCCCGACCUUCAGAAGCCCCUAGAAGCCCUCGGGCAGACCCUAGUGGAGACCUCGGCUUCUCAAUUCAUGAGAUCUCCACUCGGCGGGGAAACAGCGACCCGCAAGCAGUCGCAGCAGCGGGACUCCUUUGUUGGGACGUCCGGGAGGAGCCUGGCCCUGGAGUGCGCCGAGACGUCCGAGCACAGGACGGCGGCAGCUCACGUGGGCUCCGGAGCCUCGCCGACCGACGAGACGACAACCGGCGACGAGACUUCGUUGGGAGGACCAAUGGCCUUGCUCCCGCAGCUCGGCGACUCAGAGGAGAAGCUGAGACAGGAUGCCGAAACGUCUGCGCUCGUGCAGCGUCAGAGGCUGCGUCAGCUCAUCCUGAGGCAGCAGCAACAGAAGAGCGCCCUGCGGCAGGAGAAAGGUCUACGGGAGGCCGGACCCUCACCAUCCAUACCUGCUUCCGGUGUGCCGACACCCCAUCGCUGGCCCAUCGCCCCGCCGAGGGACGCCUUGGGACGGCCUCCGCCGCCUUACCCCGGCACGCCGCAUUUGCCGGGAGAACAGCUGCGAGGUCUGACCUCGGCCAACAUGGCUCCGUUUCCCCCGCAGAGAGGAAUGCCCUUGAGGUUUUUUCCGCAAGACUCUUUCCCGCAUAGCAACGCCGGAGGAGGAGCUCCCGCCGUCGCCCCCGCCCAAUUGAGGAAGCCGCUUCCCAGUGAGCUGAUUGUCAUCCGUCCGGUGACCGCCGCUGGCCCGCACCCUCACGUCUUGUCAGCCGCCCCCCAGGCCUUUCCCGUCCCCUGCGCUCUCCCCGUGCAGCAACACAGCAUCCUGGGUCAACCCUACAUCGAGCUUCGCCAUCGCGCUCCAGAGAACCGGCUGAGAAUGCCCUUCUCCCCCGCGGCCGAGGAGGCCCCGCCCGGCACGCGCCUGGGGGAAACUGCGGUCGGCCAGCCUGUGCUCCUGAUGGUGCAACUGAACCAGCAGGAUCAGCGGAACCUGGUCCACACGGCGGCGCCGGCCCUGGCUCAGGGCCAUGACGUGGCACUCCAGGGUGCCGAGGGCAUCGAGGAGCACUUGGAAGGCGUGGAGUCGGCUGUCAAAGAUCUGGAAGACGUGGAAGUGAAAGACCUAGUUGACCUCAGUCUCAACCUGGAUCCCGAAGAUGGCAAAGAAGACUUGGACCUGGGUCCGAACGACCUCCACCUCGAUGACUUCCUGCUGUUGGGGAAGUUUGACCUGAUCGCUUACGCUGACCCCGAGCUCAACCUGGAGGACAAGAAAGACAUGUUCAAUGAAGAGCUCGACCUAGGGGAGUCUGUAGGCGAGCCGAAGAAGGUGGCACCCCGAAAGGACAGCCUUGUCGACUCUGCGGUUCCGGUCAAAGAAGAAAAUGAAGAGGGUGUCCAGGCGGAUCCUCCAAACCGGUCUGCUCCCCCUCCUCCGCCUGUGCAUCCUCAAAAGAUUCCUGGACCGGAUGGAGCCUUUGGACUAGCUGCGGCGGCUUCUGGGGCUGAGGCAGCAGGAUUGAGCCAGCUUGCCUCCAAGGGAAAGUUGGGGCAGUCCGUUUGUGGUUCUGGGCUUUUGCAGGCCAAUGUAAAGGCUCCACCUUGUUCCCUGACCCCGCCGCUGGCUCCAGGUCCGCAGUCCGGCUUCCGGCAGAGCGUGGCGGGACCCUCAUCGGCUUACCUGGCUCCUCACCCGCCGCCCUCUCGGCAAACUAGCGCUCCUCACGCUCCUCUGGGGCUGCCUCUUGGCUCCGGGCCUCACUCGCUGUCCCUCCAACUCUCCCAGCCUUGCCCGCUCAUCAGCCCUCAAGCUCAGCCCCUUCAGCCACCGUGCUCCAGAGAGGAAGUGUCUCCUCUGGGCCAGGACCUGAGUCAGAGCAAUGGCAAACAUCUCCUCCUGGAGGAGCAGCCUCUCCUGCUGCAGGACCUCCUGGACCAGGAGCGCCAGGAGCAGCAGCAGCAGAAACAAAUGCAGGCCCUGAUCAGGCAUAAGUCUACCCCGGAGCCCGGAAUCCCGGAUCUGGUGGACUUUGACUCCGUUUCGGACCCCAUCAUGAAGGCCAAGAUGGUGGCUCUGAAAGGCAUCAAUAAGGUCAUGAGCCAAGGUAGCCUGGGCCUCAACAACAUGGUCAUCAACAGGUUUCAUCAGGCUCCAGCCGCCGCCACUCCUGAGGCCACAAGUCAGCCGCCUGCUCCAGUGGCCCAGGGCGCCAACUUGAACGCUCAGCUGGCGCGGCCCAACCCACCCAGCUUUGGACCGGGCUUCGUCAAUGACUCUCAGAGGCGUCAGUAUGAAGAGUGGUUGGGGGAGACGCAGCGGCUCCUGCAGAUGCAACAGCGCCUCCUGGAGGAGCAGCUCGCCGCCCACCGCAAGACCAAGAAGGCGCUGUCGGCCAAACAAAGGACGGCCAAGAAAGCGGGUCGCGAGCCGGCCGAGGACGACGCCGCCCAGCUACGCUACGUUGUCGAGCAGCAGGCCGCCGUCCAGAAGCAGCUGGAACAGAUCCGGAAGCAGCAAAAAGAUCACACGGUGCUCAUUGAGGACUACAGGAGCGGCCAGCGGCAGCAGAGGGCCCCCCCAACGUCACCCCCUGCCGUGCUGCCCCAAAAUGCGCCACCUUUACCGAGCGGCGUUCAGAAGGUCCCCCCCACUUGGUCGGCGCCCCUGAUGCCGCCCGCCCUCCCGACGGUCCCUCAAGCUCCGGCCACGGUUCCUGGGCUCCCGGUUCCGGCGUCCGGUUUUGCCUCCGGUGGCAUCGGGGGUAGUGACCUAUCGGUCCCGACGCCUCAGGUCAAAUUUGAUGACAACAACCCCUUCAGUGAGGGUUUCCAGGAAAGGGAAAGGAGGGAAAGACUGAGAGAACAGCAAGAGCGACACAGAGUGCAACUCAUGCAAGGGGUGGAGCAUCAUCGGCUGUUGCAGCAGCACAGGCUGGAUGCGGACCAGCAAGGCGGAGCACGGCUGUGUCCCGCAGGGCCGGCAGUCGCCACCGGGUCCCUUGGCCCAGCCCCCGCCGAAGACGCUCUCUCCCAGAUAGCCUUCUUCAGUUCCGAGCUGCCCCAGGACUUCCUCCAGUCUCCCCCUGGCGCCCGACCACCUGCGCCGGGGGCCCAGGCGGCAGUACCGUUCCCUGCGCCCCAGCAGGGCUUUACCGGAGGACUGCACCCGCACGGGGCCGGCAUCUCCCCGGAGCGAUUCGCGAGGGUCUUGCCCUUGGAGGUGGCGCAGACUAAAGCAAGGGCCGCCGGAAGUCCAGCUCAGGUCCGCCCGUUGGGCACCCCUCCGACGCCGCCCAGUCAAGCCGCUCAAGGCCAUCAUCCGUUCAGUCCCGACUCUGCCUUCUCCUCGCCAUCAACCGCCCUCUGCGCCCCCUUCUCCUCGUCCUCCCUCUCUCAGCUCUACGCCGACAUCCUGCCCGACGACGGCCCCAAAAGGAAAAAGAGGAGCAGCGUCAACCGGGACAGUGGUGCCGGGACGCCGCUGUACGCUCACUCUGACAUCGCAGACUCGGCCGACACGUCCUGUUCCACCCCCGCACGGGGCAUCGCCGAGCCGACUGACUCUAACUUUCCCUCGUCGGCUUUGGCGCCGUCCUUGGAGCUGGAGAGGCAGCUGUCUGUGUGCUCGACGGCCCGGGAGAGAGGCGGUCUCACGGGCGCAGACCGUCCGAAAGCCUUCCUGCGCGGGAGCCGCGUGGAGGUCAAGGAGGAGCGCGAGGAGCGGGGCGAUCCGGUCCAGUCGCAGUGCGCCUCCCCUCUUCACGACCCCGGGAAGGAGCUCCUCCGCCACCUGCUCAGAGAAAAGGCCUCGCCCCAUCAGACGCCAUCGCCCGGCACCCACGGCCCGCUCACCAUCUCUGGCGAAAGCCUGCGCUCCGAGGAUGAGGACGGCAGCGCAUUCCACGACAACGUGUCGACGUACGCUCUGAUCUCAGACGUCCUGGACUCGUCGACCAGCAAGAAGCUCUGCAAGCGAGCGGCUGCGCGGCCCGACAAAGACAAAAGUCUGAGCAAGUGCAAACAGAGGCGACGAGAGGACGAGGACGCUCUCGACUGCUCGUCUUCUCCCUCGGAGCGGUCGGUGACGCACCUCACGCAGCUCUCGGCGCUGCCCCUGAUGGAACCCGUUCUGGUUCUGGACCUGAGCCCUUUCCCCCCGUACGGCAGCUCGUCUUUGGGCCGAGUCUCCAGGUUGAGCGGCUCCUUCGGCAAUGCCUGCCUGGACGGAGUGGCCGACUACUACGCGCAACUGGCGUGCAAGAACAUCCUGGGAAACCCCCCCACCCCUCCGGCCUCGCUGCCGCCCACCCCCCCUCCGCAGAAGCUGCUCAACGGCUUCGCCACAGCGGAGGAAGUGAGCAAACAGGACAGCGAGCGCACCGCAUCUUGCGACGGUCCAAAAUGCGGCGGUGGUGCCGUGGGGCCUGACCUCGCCCCGUCCGGUGCGCCAGUCAAAUCCAAGGGCGAAGCGCUCCGGCGGGCCGCCCGGACUGCCGACGUCGAUGUGCCCGCUUCCCUGCCCACGCCGCCCCACAACAACCAAGAAGAGCUACGUAUCCAUGACUCGUCUCCGUGCGCCAGCCCGGACGGCUUUGUUCCGUCCUCGUCCCCCGAGAGCACGGUUGACGCCGAGGUCAGUAGGUAUCCCGACCUGUCGUUCGUCAAGACGGAGGCCCUGUCCCCCUGCCCGUCGCCACCAAUUCCCAUCGUGCCCUGCUCCUGGGGCAAAGGCUCUGCGCUGAAGCGGGAAGUCAAGACUGAGGCCGGUCAGCAAGCUCCUCCCUCCUGCUCCGACGCAGAUCUGGUUCCCAUCGCCAUCACCUUAAACUCGACCGCCUCACAGAAUGUUCUCAGAGUUAUGGCAGCGGUGGCAAAGCUGCUGCGGUUGCCCGCCCCCAUCAACUACCAGCUGAGUCGCGCUUCGCUCGUCCCGCCCGCCCUGGUGGCCGGAGUCUCGGUGCCGCUGCCUCAGGCCUCAGCAAGCAGCAUGCAGCAGAGGACAGCACCACCAACUGGUGCCAGGUUGGACUCGAUCCAACACAACGUGGGCAGCGCUCCCGCCGUCUCCAUCCCGCCGUCGUGUGGCUUCUGCAAAGUGUUGCUGGGCAACGGAGUCCGCAAAAUCCAUGAGGCCAAACAAGAGGGUGGAUCCAGUCUGCUGUUCUGCAGCCCCACCUGCUCGGCACUCUACUCGUCCGGACCAAAGGCGGCCGAGUGCGCCGCUCCGCUCCUUCCUCAACACCGCUACGCCAACAACAUGUCGUCCUUUGCCGUCCACUCGCUCCCCGCCACACCACUGACCCCCUCCCGGACUGCCGCCGCCUCCCCGCCCCCCCGCUUCCCUUCUGCUUCUGCCAUCACAAUGGAGACCAAACCCCGCCUGGACGGCCUCAAGGUGAAGGUGAAACUAAAGCCCCACCCCCACGCCUUCUCCGAGGCUGACUGUCAGCGCGCUAAGCGAACAAAGAGUUUGCGCUGGCGCCGCUGGAAUGUCAACGUGGCUUUGACCAGCAGGGGCCCCGUUUCCGACAAGGCUGUCGCCGUGCCGACCGAGGAGGAAGCGGAUGUGUUGUUGAAGAAGCUGGGGGCGUGUCUUCGGCCCGACCCCUUUCCCGCGGACCAGCGCAGGUGUUGCUUUUGUCACCAGCAGGGCGACGGAGAAACCGACGGAGCCGCCAGAUUGCUCAACCUGGACUUGGAUUUGUGGGUGCACCUGAACUGCGCUUUGUGGUCCAGCGAGGUGUACGAGACUCAGGCGGGCGCUCUGAUUAAUGUGGAGUUGGCGCUGCGCCGGGGUCUGACGCUGCGAUGCGCCCAUUGCCAGCAAACGGGCGCAACCAGCGGCUGCAACCGGCUGCGCUGCACCAACACCUACCACUUCACCUGCGCCAUCAGGGCACACUGCACCUUCUUCAAGGACAAGACCAUGCUGUGCCAGCUCCACCGGCCCACGUUGUCAGGCCCGCCCCCCGAGCCCUGCGCAUGGCCGCGCCACCCCUACGACUCGGAGCUGCGCUGCUUCGCCGUGUUCCGCCGCGUGUACGUGCAGCGGGAUGAGGCGCGGCAGGUGGCGGCCAUGGUGCAGCGCGGCGAGCAGCGGCACAGCUUCCGCGUGGGAAGCCUUCUCUUCUGCGCCGUGGGCAGGCUCCUGCCGCGCCAGAUGAGCGCCUUCCACGACCGUGCCGCCAUCUUCCCCGUUGGCUACCACGCCAACCGCAUCUACUGGAGCAUGCGCCACAGCAACAGGCGCUGCAAGUACAUGUGCUUCAUCGAGGAGCAGGAGGCGCGGCCACUUUUCAAAGUCAAGGUGGUGGAGAACGGCUACAACGACCUCGUCCUGACGGCGCCCACGCCCAAAGGCGUGUGGGACCAGAUUCUGGAACCGGUGGCUCGGCUCAGAAGCUCCAGCGGAAUGCUCAAACUCUUCCCGGACUUCUUGAAAGGAGAAGACCUCUUUGGAAUUAGCGCUUCGGCCGUCUGCAGGAUCAUCGAGUCGUUGCCAGGCGUGGAGGCAUGCGAACGCUACACCUUUCGUUACGGCCGCAACCCGCUGAUGGAGUGGCCGCUGGCCUUCAACCCGUCCGGCUCGGCGCGCUCAGAGCCCAAAGUCAGCCAGGCCAAGAGGCCGUACCUGUUGACCAGCAUGGCUCCGCGCUGCCAGGGCUCGGUGGGCUCCAUCGUGGGCGCGGUUCCGGGCGUGAUCUCGCUGUCGCCAGGCGAGACUGUGGCGGGCACUCACCAGGGGCGCCACUCCAAGCUGGCGCAGUACCGCCGCAUGAAGGCCGAUUGGAAGACGAACGUCUACCUGGCGCGCUCACGCAUCCAGGGCCUGGGGCUGUACGCCGCCCGGGACAUCGAGAAGUGCACCAUGGUCAUCGAGUACAUUGGCGCCAUCAUCAGGAGCGAAGUGGCUGACCGCAAGGAGAGACUCUACGAGAGUCAGAACCGAGGCGUGUACAUGUUCCGAAUCGACAACGACUACGUGAUCGACGCUACCAUCACUGGAGGACCCGCCAGGUACAUCAACCAUUCGUGUGCGCCCAACUGUGUGACGGAGGUGGUGAGUGUGGAGAAAGAGAACAAGAUCAUCAUCAGCUCCUGCCGACGCAUCCAGAGGGGAGAGGAGCUGUCCUACGACUACAAGUUUGACCUGGAGGACGACCAGCACAAGAUUCCCUGUCACUGUGGCGCCUUCAACUGCCGCAAGUGGAUGAACUGAGGUUUGAUUGGCGGUCAGGCAGGCAGGCGACCAAGAGGCUGGUCCUCUGCGUGUAAAUGUGUACAAAGAGCAGAAGAUGAUUUGUUGCAAAGAUUUUUUGCUUUGAUUUUUGUAUUUAUUACUGAAAGAACUUAUUUUCUAAUAGCACUCCUUUGCGCCGGGUGCCGAGUGGCAGCAUGUAAAUAGUCCAGCAAAAAAGAAAAACAUUUAAAGAAAAAAAGAAAUCAACACUUUGGAUGAGAGGCCAUUUUGAAUUUUUGUUCAUUGGCCCCGGUGUUCUUUUUAUUUUGUCUGUGAUCAUGCCCCCACCUGUUUUUUUUUUACUCUACAGUGUGAUGAUUAUGAAAUGAACUUUGUUUUGGGAGGUUAGUGGAGCCUGAUUUUGAAACAUUUUCAGAAAAUAAAAUACUUUACAUCUUAAAAAGCAAA